This is a messenger RNA of Drosophila kikkawai, 677 nucleotides long. RefSeq lists its product as uncharacterized. Lineage: Eukaryota; Metazoa; Arthropoda; Insecta; Diptera; Drosophilidae. The record is from RefSeq and is a predicted model, not a curated record.
UUUAGUUCUAGAAUUCUCACAGUUUCAUUAGACCCGGCCCCAAAAGCAUACAGAAAACUGACCUGGUGUUUGAUCGCAACUUGGAGGACGAUGUCUACAUGCAUGCGGUUUUCUUGAAUCCCAACGACAGACCGGUGGCCUACAAAUUGUGGACAAACACGCCAACAGGUUUGUUCAUAGUGGAUCCAAACAUGGGGCUUGUGUGGCCCAAGAAAACACUCGUUGUGGACAUCUUGAUGGAACCCUAUGUCCCGUAUGUCGAAGGGGAGCCUUGCAUGCUCUACAUCGAGGCAAAAAUGAUCAAUGACCACAACAUCGAUCCGGAGACAUAUUGGAAUAACACAGAGAAUAACAACAAUAUCUGGAAGUACGAAUUUAGACUCGUGAUCAUUGAAGAUGUCAGAGAUUACCUCAAUGACUUUGAGAAUAUUUUGGAGGUGGCUGAGCAAUUCCCGGGUCUGAUACAUAGAGUCGAAAUGAUGAUUGUAAGAGAGAGGAGGAAGAGGUUAAACCGCAACAUACUGAUAUUGGCCAUGGUCGUUAUCGUAUGGGUGCUCUCGAUGUUUUGGUGAUUUUAUAAGUUAACCAACAUACAAAAUUUCAAAUCGAACAACAGCAAUUGUAACAAUUUGCUACUCUUCAAAAAUAUAUACAUAUUUUCAAGGCUUCAAAUCAAA